This is a messenger RNA of Physella acuta, 2182 nucleotides long. Its product is annotated as outer dense fiber protein 3. Gene Ontology annotation, cellular component: cytoskeleton. The record is from RefSeq and is a predicted model, not a curated record. Lineage: Eukaryota; Metazoa; Mollusca; Gastropoda; Physidae.
CAGUUAUGUUGUUAUCUGGCACUGGCAAUAGGACUGUUAUGCUUGACGUAUUCACAUAAGCCUAUACUUGGACCUGUAGGUGGAGUGUGUAGAACAUUUCAUAAAUAGUUUAUAUCUUUAAGUAUUAAAAGAUGACUGCUGAGGUGCAAACAAAAGAUGUUGGUGGGUGGGUCCCAACAAGACCCAGGGGGCCCAUAGCGGCCAUGUACAACAGCCCAGGACCUUGCUACGGGCUACCCACCCUGGUAGGCCAACCAGGACAUGAUUUCAGAAGUGUUCAUCCAAAGAAGCCAGCGUGGGUGUUUGGCAUCAGGCACGGCAAGUUCCAGGAUGACUGCAGCCCCGGCCCAUGCUACCUGCCCAAAGAAAAGUAUUACAGAGACGGCCCAGAUGGCACUCCCCACUACUCCCUCCACGAUAGGCACAAAGAUCUGACCUCAUUCAAGACUCCUGGUCCAGGUGCAUACAAGCCUGAAAGUGCUGGCCCAAAUGCCUUUAAAUCGGCACCUAAAUAUAGCUUUGGUCUCCGCAACAGAAACAGGAAGUGUGACAAUACCCCAGGGCCAAACAACUACACUCUGCCUGGAAUGCUUGGAAAAACCACAGAAUCCCACAAAAAAUCUGCACCUAAUUAUUCACUAGUUGGGCGCAGUAAAAUGGGAGGAUUUUCAGAGGAUCUGGCUAAGACCCCAGGACCUGGAGCGUACAACGUAACAUCACCAAACAUCUACAAGACAGCUCCUCCCAAUUUCAGCAUGACCAGUAGGAACGUAAUGCCCGGAGACGGCACACAGAAGCCUGGUCCUGGUGCCCACUCUCCUGAAAGAGUUUAUGUAACCAAAAGAGCAGCACCGGCCUUUACAAUGGGUAUGCGCCACACACCAUACAAGGCUGCCAUGUUGGAUGCUCCAUGUGAUGACUGACCUAUCACACUCAUUGAACACAACCAGGCAUAGCUCAUAAGUACAUUGAUUCAAAUUAGAUCAUUUUGUCACUGGCACACAAGCCUAUUUUGUAAACAAUCAAAUCAAAUGCAGAGAAGUGAUGACUGCUUUAUUCCAUUUUUCCCUUUAGGAAUUUUGUAUCAUGAACUAUUAUGCUACUAAAAAUUGUACCAUUUCUUUCAAAAUAGAGUCUUAGUCUUUACAAAGCCCUGGAAAUAUUAUUAUCAAGGUGCCAUUUAUUUAUUUAUUAAACCUACUUUAAUCUGUGAUACUGCUAUGUGAUAUGAUUACUGAUUCUCUCUUGUAUGCACCUACUUCACUAAUGGAGUAUGUAAAUACUUUUUCAUACAACAUUCAGCAUCAGCAUUAUUAUCAAGGCAAAAAUUGUCCUUAGAAAAAAAAAAUUCAGCAAGUGAUAAUUAAAAAAAGAUAAACUAACAUUUUAAAAAAAAGGAAAGUACAAUGUGCUGAGACUAAUAAAGAAAAAUAUUUUUUUAAUGCUUUAGAUAUUUUUUCCCCGAACAAGUAUUAGCUAUAAAUAGAAUUGUUUCUUGUAUUAAAUUUUUGUACUCCCAGCAUUUUAAUAUAAUAUUGUCAAAGACAUUUUUGUUUCAUAAAAAAUAUCUUUCAUAUUGUGUUUUACUUGUCAAUGUUUUGAAACUAUCUGUUUUUGAUAUUUUCAAAGUUUGGUUGUUUGUAUAAUAACUACUGUAUUUGUUUGUUUAUGAAUGAAAAUACAAAAUAAAAUUUGUAAUAUCUUUACAUUAUUUGGUCAAGUUUUUAAAGUUCCACUUUAUCUCAAAAUUGCAUAAGUAAUAUUUACUUCUAUAGAUGAUUGAAUUAUAUAUAUUUUUUAAAACUUACUUGCUUUGAUUACUUAUUGAUAGUUGAAACAAAAGAAAAGUUAUUAUUUAUGUUUACUAUUAAAUAAAAAAUGCAUACUCAUAAUUAAAACAUUUUUGAUAAACAAGCUUAUAAAUUCUUUUAAAAAAAUAUUAUGCAAUUUUAAAUACUUUUAAAUGGGUGUAAAUUUUCAUUUAACCUAGCAUUUUAAAAAUAGAUGUACAGUAUUUAAAAUGAAAAUGUGUAUGUAAGUCUGUUUUUCUUAUCUAAUUUAAAACAUGAAGUGUGAAGUUUAUAAAUUAAAGAAUGAACUAAUUGUGAGAUAUUAAAUAUUGAAACUGGCUCAUUAUUUGUUUUAAGAACUUUUGGCUACAAAUAAACAAAUAGAUAACACA